Messenger RNA from Balaenoptera ricei (Rice's whale), 6429 nucleotides. It is a transcript of the gene SUGP2, whose product is annotated as SURP and G-patch domain containing 2. Gene Ontology annotation, biological process: RNA processing. Gene Ontology annotation, molecular function: RNA binding. Gene Ontology annotation, cellular component: nucleoplasm. The transcript has 11 exons. NCBI's taxonomy places the organism in Eukaryota, Metazoa, Chordata, Mammalia, Artiodactyla, Balaenopteridae. The coding region runs from base 479 to 3811 and encodes 1110 amino acids. The record is from RefSeq and is a predicted model, not a curated record.
CGACCCCGCGGCGUCCACUUUCUGCCUCGCGCGCGAGGGGGCUCGGCGGCCACCGCUCCUCACCCGGUCUUUGCGGCCACGUGGGGAAACGGUGAGGUUCGCGGCUGUCACCGGCUGCGCCGCCUCUGAUCCCUUUCGGCCGCCGUACGUGCGCAGGCGCUUUGGCGCCGCCUCGCCUCGGCCUCCCUCAGCCCUGUGAACCGCUCCCGGGGUGACCAAGGGUGACCGUGAGUGCAGGUAAAGCCGAGGGAGCCAACAGGUGUGCGACGGCGGCGUCUUUGUCUCCUUUUUCGGGCGGUUCCCGUUGCCGCCGCUCCAGGCAGAGAAAUUUUUUUGCCUCAGGAGUGUCCGCCCUGAAGACGGGGCAGUGCGCCUGCGCAAGAGAGUUUGGCGGCGGCUGUCUGCGCCUGUGCAUCAAGGCUCGGCGGCGGCCUGCGCCUGCGCGGCGCGGCGCUGCGGAGACCGUUGGCUCAUUUGCAUGUCCCCGCCUCGCGCGGUGGCGGCGGCGGGUCAGAGAAACAUGGCAGCAAGGAGAAUUGCGCAGGAGACUUUUGAUGCUGUAUUGCAGGAAAAGGCUAACCGAUAUCAUAUGGACCCCAGUGGUGAGGCUGUAGGCGAAGCUCUUCAGUUUAAAGCUCAAGAUCUUCUAAGGACAGUCCCAAGAGCCAGAGCAGAUAUGUAUGAUGACAUUCAUAGCAACAGCAGAUACACUCUGGGCGGAUCUGUAGCUCAUCCUCGAGACACUGGGAGAGAAGGCCUGAGAGGUGAUAUAUUUCCAGGACCUUCCUUCAGAUCAAGCAACCCUUCUGUAAGUGACGACAGCUACUUUCGCAAAGAAUGUGGUCGGGACCUGGAAUUUUCCCACCCUGACUCCCGAGACCAGGUCUUCGGCCACCGGAAAUUGGGACAUUUCCGUUCUCAGGACUGGAAAUUUGCACUCCGUGGCUCUUGGGAACAAGACUUUGGCCAUUCAGUUUCUCAAGAAUCCUCCUGGUCACAGGAGUAUAGUUUUGGUCCUUCUGCAUUACUGGGGGAUUUUGGCUCCUCCAGGCUGAUUGAGAAAGAGUGUUUGGAGAAAGAGAGUCGGGAUUACGACGUGGACCGUCCAGGAGAGGCAGACACUGUGCUCCGGGGCAGCAGCCAAGUCCAGGGCAGAGGCCGAGGUCUAAACAUCGUUGACCAGGAGGGUGCCCUCCUAGGAAAGGGGGAGACUCAAGGCCUGCUCACGCCUAAAGGGGGGGUCGGGAAACUUGUCAUGCUGAGAAAUGUGAGCACAAAAAAGGUACCCACUAUAAGUUGUAUCACUCCCAAAACUCAGGGCACUAACCAAAUUCAGAAAACCACCCCAAGUCCUGAUCUGACCCUGGGGACAAACCCAGGGACAGAAGAUGUCCAAUUCCCCACUCAGAAAAUCCCUUUGGGGCUUAACCUGAAGGAUAUUCGGCUCCCCAGAAGAAAGAUGAGCUUCGACCUGAUAGAUAAGUCUGAUGUUUUUUCAAGGUUUGGGAUAGAAAUAAUCAAAUGGGCAGGAUUCCACACCAUAAAAGAUGAUGUUAAAUUUUCCCAGCUUUUCCAGACUCUCUUUGAACUUGAAACCGAAACCUGUGCUAAAAUGCUCGCCUCAUUCAAAUGCUCCUUAAAACCAGAGCACAGAGAUUUUUGCUUUUUUACUAUCAAAUUUUUAAAGCACUCUGCUUUGAAAACACCCAGAGUUGAUAACGAGUUUUUAAACAUGCUUUUAGACAAAGGUGCUGUGAAGACCAAAAAUUGCUUUUUUGAAAUCAUAAAGCCCUUUGAUAAAUACAUAAUGAGGCUACAAGACCGGCUGCUGAAGAGUGUCACACCCCUGCUCAUGGCCUGCAAUGCCUACGAGCUGAGUGUCAAGAUGAAGACCCUCAGUAACCCCCUGGACUUGGCUAUUGCCCUGGAGACCACCAAUUCUCUCUGCCGGAAGUCUCUAGCUCUUUUGGGACAGACGUUCUCCUUGGCCUCUUCUUUCCGGCAAGAGAAAAUCUUAGAAGCCGUCGGCCUCCAAGAUAUAGCUCCCUCUCCUGCCGCAUUUCCAAACUUCGAGGACUCUACUCUGUUUGGGAGAGAGUACAUCGAUCACCUGAAGGCCUGGCUGGUCAGCAGUGGGUGUCCACUCCAGGUCAAGAAAGCCGAACCCGAGCCAACCCGAGAUCAGGAGAAAACGGUUCCUCCUACCAAACCUGAAAUUCAGGCUAAGGCUCUGAGUGGUCUGAGUGAUGAGGUCCCCCAGCGAGCAGACCACAAGGUGGUGGACACCAUUGACCAGCUGGUCACACGUGUUGUUGGAGGCAGCCUGUCUCCCAAAGAAAGAGCUCUUCUCAAGGAGGACCCUGCUUACUGGUUUUUAUCUGAUGACAGUAGUCUGGAGUAUAAAUAUUAUAAGCUGAAGCUGGCAGAAAUGCAGCGGAUGAGCCAGACCUUGCCAGGAGCAGAUCAGAAGCCGAUGGCGGCAGAAUGUGCAGUCCGGGCCAUGCUAUAUGCCCGGGCGGUCCGGAGCCUCAAGAAGAGGCUCCUACCAGGGCGGCGGCGGGGACUGCUUCGAGCUCAAGGACUCCGGGGCUGGAAAGUGAGGAGAGCGACCACCGGGACCCAGACCCUCCUCUCCUCAGGCACCAGGCUGAAACACCAUGGCCGGCAGGCUCCAGGCUCCUUGCAGGGAAAGCCGCCCCAACCAGACGGAAAUGAUGCUGCCAAGGACUGCCCGCCAGACCCAGCCGGACCCUCUCCUCGGGACCCCAGCCCAGAAGCCUCAGGCCCAUCCCCCAAGCCAGCAGGAGUGGAUGUCUCCGAAGCCCCUCAGAUCUCUUCUCCCUGCCUGUCUACUGAUGUUGAUACGAAGACAAUGGAGACUGCAGAGAAACUGGCCAAAUUUGUUGCUCAGGUGGGACCAGAGAUUGAACAAUUCAGCAUAGAAAACAGCAUUGACAACCCCGACCUUUGGUUUCUACAUGACCAAAACAGUUCAGCUUUCAAAUUCUAUCGAAAGAAAGUAUUUGAACUGUGCCCAUCGAUUUGCUUUACGUCAUCUCCGCUGAACCUUCAUGCCAGCAAGAGCGCCGAUUCUCAGGAGAGCCCCCUGGAGCCCAUGGAGGGGGAAGGAGAGUUUGAGGAUGAGCCCUCUCAGCACGAGGCUGAGCUGGAGAGCCCAGAGGUGAUGCCUGAGGAAGAUGAGGGCGAGGAGGAGGAUGAGGAGGAGGACGAGGAAAGGGGUGAGGAGGCCCCCACUCCUGGAGGGGCCUCCAGGCCGGCAGGAGGGUCGACCAAGUCCGAGGGCUCGGAGGGCAUCCCCCCAGCUGAUGGCCUCCUGAGCGAGGUGGCCGAGGAUGGCCCGGCUGGUGCGCCUGCCCUGUCACAGUCCUCCUCAGGGGCCUGCUUCCCCCGGAAGAGAGUCAGCAGCAAGUCGUUGAAGGUCGGCAUGAUUCCGGCUCCCAAGAGGCUGUGUCUCAUCCAGGAGCCCAAAGUUCACGAACCAGUUCGAAUUGCUUAUGACAGGCCUCGGGGUCGUCCCGUGACCAAGAAGAAGAAACCCCAGGACUUUGAUUUCGCCCAGCAGAAACUGACCGACAAGAACCUGGGGUUCCAGAUGCUACAGAAGAUGGGCUGGAAGGAGGGCCACGGCCUGGGCUCCUGUGGGAAGGGCAUCAGGGAGCCCGUCAGCGUGGGAACUGCCUCGGAAGGGGAGGGGUUGGGUGCCGACGGGCAGGAGCACAAAGAAGACACGUUUGACGUGUUCCGUCAGAGGAUGAUGCAGAUGUACAGACACAAACGGGCCAACAAAUAGGCUGAAGGAACGAGCCCCAUGCUCGCCAAGCGCCACUGCACACAUCCCAUGGUGCGGCCUCAGCACUGGGCUCCCAGGUGCGACUGUACGUGGCCAUCUUGUGGAAACAAGCCACCACGGGAGCGGCCUGGUGUCUUGGAAGUGUAAGGGUGACCUGGAAGCUGGUGCUGCAGAGGACGCCACUCUGCCUCAUCCCUUUCUUAGGGUCUUCAAAUCCUUUUCCUUCUGCGGGGCCUUUGGCCUAUAAAUAUCCUAUCUUUCUCCUCUCCUUUUAGUUGUCCUCCCCACCCAUAAUUUCCAUCUCAGUUUUGAACAAAAUCGUUCUCUCCCUGAAUAGAUGAAAACCAUUGGUGAGAAAGAUAAGGCUUGAAGCAGCAAUUACUCUUAAAACGCCACCUCUGUCCCGGAUCUGCCCUGGAACCAGUGCCCAAGUAGGUUUGGUGUGUACACAAAAAACAAACGUCUCUGCAGUUUCUGGUGCGGAGGUUCCACCCGCUGGCUUUUCUUUUUCUUAAAAAAAGAACGCACCAUUUCCAAUCUGCUUUUGCCUUUCACCCUCUUCCAAAUGCUUUUGGCAGCAAGUCUUCUCCAAGUCUCCCCUGGUUCCACUCAGAAGGUGGGGCUGCCCUUGAAAGCACCAGCGCCCUUUAAGUGCUCAGGAACCAGCUCCUGUCGGUUUUCCUGUCCCUGGACACAUUGCUCUCUAAAAGUGAUCUGCUAGCAAACUUGAUACCGAAACAGUCACAGAUCGUAUCUUCUCAAAUUUAAAUAGGGAAUAUAAAUCAGUAAUAAUGAGGUCUGUGCUCUGGUACCAUAGCUGUCAGUCGGAGUGCUGAAGCUCUUUAAACAAGUGGAGGUACUGGAUUCGAUGAACGUGUUAUUUAUGGAGUCUCAUCUCUUAAAUGCAUCCCAAGAGACUUAACGAAAUUUCAGCAAUGUAUUCAGCAGCUGUAUUCAGUGGGGAGUAAUCAUUACACCGAUGAAACUUUCCCCAAAUUUACGUGUCUCUUAGAAUCCACAAAGCAAACUAGUUGUUUUUUUUUUUAAACCACAUAUGGAGUCUCUCCUACAAAGGGGUGGGAGGUGUAAACUCUUCAAGACUCUUCAUUUUUUGCAUGUGUGGCAGUGUAAAGAAUUGUUUUAUUAGGGCCUUUGUACAGAGCAGAAAGGAUCCUCUUGGGGUGGGCUCUGCAGCUGUUUGCUAUUUCAAGGCAUAUGAUUGCCGCCCCUUCCAGCUUCUCGCACUCUGCCUCUUGCAACUACAUGCGAAAUUCUCAGGCUGUGGGAAUCUCUCAGCCCUUCCUCAUAAAGAAGCAGUGUUGAAGUUUUAAAUACAUGCUAAAGUCUGGAAAACAGGAUCCUGCUGAUACUAUAAGCUUGGGGGACACAGCAGUGAGUUUCCCUGUCAGCCACUUGUAUUGGCUGUUGUGAAAUCCUUGCUUUCUCAAAGCCCGAGACCUCCUGGGCUGUAGUCCCAGGCUUCUCUGGAUCUGUCUUGUCUGUCUGGCCCACACUCACCAGCACAGCGUCACGGGCCUGUGCCAGCAUCUUACGUGCCAGCCUGAUGUUGCCCUUCUUCAUGCCACGGGUAGUCCCCAGGGCUCUGCUUGCUUCUGGUCACUUUUGUUGCUUUGGAAACUGGCAGAUCUUUAUGGCCACGGACAUGCUGGAGGUUCUUCAGCAGAGUUGAAAUAGCCUGCAGGGGUGGUGUGGUUUGGGGGAACCACAGCUAUGGGGGUUCACCUCCUUUCUCUUCUAAUCUUUCCAACAGCCUUCCACAUUGGCUGGGGGUCAGGUAAAGGGAUAGAACUCUGAGAACAGGGCCUCGAUCCCGCAUGGCCUUUCACAGCACGCUUUGGUGCUGAGUGAGGUGUGCACCCCCCAGCAUGGGUCCUGGCUCUUUCUUCAAGCGUAGCUUUGACCAUCAUAUUCGCUUUGUCCUAGUAUGCUCAUCCUUGGCUUUCUCUGCUUUUAUUUAUAAGUAAAAUACUUUAGGAAUUCCCGGGGUUUGAGCCCUGUUCCCACAGCCUCCUGCCACUCCUCCUCCUGGGGGUGUCCUGCUUUGAGCUGACACUGUGAGCCUUUGGCAGUCGUCAAAGGGAGCACCUACUUCUUGAGCCUGGAAAGUCCUGUAAGCACUCAGGUGGCGCUUCUGUGGAGUUGGCAUUGAGGCAGUGAAGGCAUUGCGUGGGCCGGGGAGGAGCGUGGUGGUGCGUCCCUGUGCCAGCUGUCAGCUGGGGACCAGCGCGCUGGCCCUCUGUGCCCGCCCUUGCCCUCUCCAGCAGAGACCGCUCUACGGGGAGCACGCGUGAGCAAGUGCGAUGUGCAGUUGCAUAGCCUUGUCAAAGUCACAGUGUCUUUUCUGUCAUUCUAGUUCCAGGGUCUCUUCCAUGAGGACGACAGGCAUCCGGAAAGUGCUAACUCACCACUUUGGGUGCUUACUGUCUCUGCCUUGUUUCCAUCACUGGAAAUCAUAUAGAGAAAUUUAGCGUUUUUGGUCCUUGGUAAAACCUAGAAGACGUUUGUGAUGUUACAAAAUGGAAGCUUUGGGUUUUUUUUCUUUUUUUUAAUCUAAGAAGUUGUGGUUGUUGUUAAUCAUUUAGCAGUUGAAAUAAAUG